Molecule: messenger RNA, 860 nt
Organism: Harmonia axyridis
Lineage: Eukaryota; Metazoa; Arthropoda; Insecta; Coleoptera; Coccinellidae
Exons: 2
Coding region: 105-860 (251 amino acids)
Source: RefSeq, a predicted model, not a curated record
UUCAAGCAGCCAGUGGGAUCUUCUGCUUAUUCAUCUCAUAUCGUCCAAGCUAUCAAACUAGGAAGGCAUGGGAAUCUGCAAAUAUUUCAUCAAAAUUGCCAACAAUGGAAGAAUUUGUUAGAUUCAUUCAGGACCGGUGUGCUCUCUUGGAAACAUUAACUUCAAACAAAUGUUCGAGCAAAACGGAACAUAAACCUAUUGAGUAUAGACACAACCGCAAGACGUUUGUCACCUCGAGUGGAAACAGUAAUAAUAAAUGUCUUUUUUGCAAGCAGGGACAUUUAAUAUUUUAUUGUACAGAGUUCCUGAAAUUGUCCAUCAAAGCAAGACGCAAUGAAGUGAAAAGGUUGAGACUAUGUUUUAAUUGUCUCAAACUCAAUCACCAGGUAGGAUCAUGUGCAUCGAGAGGUUGUAAGAAUUGUGGACAGAAGCAUAAUUCCCUGUUACACAUGAAUACCACACCCGAGGAAAAUGGAAAGGACACAAAACACACUGAGAUUGUUAUCAAGAGUGAAGAAGUCAAGCCUGUGGAUAAUCAAAGCAGUCUCGUUUCGAUUAUGUCAUCCACGGAUUCCACAGAAGUUUUGCUGGCAACAGUGAUUAUUGACAUUGUUGAUAAUGAAGGAAAGUACAUACAGGAUAGAGGAAUAUUGGACUCAGGAUCCCAGUCCAAUUUGAUGACAACGGAACUUGCCGAAAGGUUGAAGUUGCCAACAGACAAGGUCGAUAUUCCAGUAGUGGGCAUCAAUCAAGGACUCACACACAUCACUGAAAUAACUAGAGCAAAACUCAAAUCUAAGGUAAAUUCUUAUCAAGUAGAUUUGACAUUCUUGAUUUUAAAUAUUAUCACAGAAUAUUAA